CUGCGCGACUCCACACAACUUCUCUAUGCUCUGACACGCAAUCUUGAAGACACACACGCAGCCAUCGCACUCUCCUGGAGCUCCUGAGGAACCAGAGGAGGAGGAUCGAGGAACAAUCUGAGUCGGGACGUUUGUGGCGCCAUCGAACUGCUGUGAUGAGGUGGUGGCUGGUGGUGGCCUGUCUGUGGCUGACCGUCGUCCUCGUGGUCACGGAGGCUCAGACCAAGACAAGACAUCGCCACAAGAGGAAGAACGCUGCAGACGGUCGUGGACGAUCCAGAUCUGGCCACUCCAAGUCCCACAAAGUCAGACGAGUUCAUGGGGCCAGGAUUCCACUGCAGACUGGAGACAUGCAAGCAGACACUUUGUUCCUGGAAUCCUACAAGAACUUCCAAGACGAGCGCUUCAGCUACAACGUCAUUCCAGGUAAGCAGGGCCAAUGUGUGUACCAGGGUCUGACCAUGUUCAACCAGGCCGUCUGGUCUCCCAAGCCCUGUCUGACCUGUCUGUGCACCGGCGGGCGAGUGGUUUGUGACCAGGUCUCCUGUCCAAGUCUGCGCUGCCAGGCAUCCUUCACGCCUGUCGGGGAGUGCUGCCCCGUCUGCAUGGAGCCAGACUCCAACCUCAGCCUAGACCUCUCUGGUGACUCCCCAGUGCCCAACGACCCAAGUGAGCCUGUCAAGCCACUGACGCCAGAGGAGAUACAGCGCAUCCUGUGGAGGGAGGAAGAGGAGCACCGGGAGCUAGAGGAGCGCCUGAGGAAACGGGAUGAGGCCAGGAAGAAGAGGAAAAAGGAGAGGAAAGAGCAGGAGGAAAAACAGAGGAAGAUCGUGGAAGAGCAGAGGAGGAUGGAGGAGGAGGAAUUGAGGAGGCAGCUAGAGAAAGAGGAGGAAGAGUGGAGGAGGAAACAGGAGGAAGAUGAGAGGAGAAGGCAGGAAGAGGAAAGAAGAAGACAAGAGGAAGCAAAGGAAAAAGAACUCAAGCUAGAGGAAGAGAGAAGACAAGAAGAAAAUUUAAGAGAGGAGCUGCUGGCACUAGUGGAGGAGGAAGAUGAUAAACAGGAAGAGGAAGAAGAGGUCUGGCUGAGGGGUGACGUCUUUCAGAUGCCUACAAAGGACGAUGAAGAGCCAACAGAGCCAGUUCCCAUACCAGGACCUCCAGAGGUCACAGGGGAGGAGAUGAAGGAGAUGGAAGUGGAUGCAGAAGAGGAGGGAGAUGAAGAGGAAGAGAGGGAAGUGGUUUUUGAGAACAGAGGUGGUCUUCCUCCGGGAUGCGACAUCUCUGACGUCAUGGUGACGUGUGACAACGUGAAACUCACCUACUUCCCUCCUCUUUCCAUUCUGGAGCUCAAAUCUCUCAGUCUGGAAGGAAACAACAUUACCAAUAUUCCAGCAGAAGCCUUCAAUGGCAUCCCCAACUUGGAAUGGAUUAACCUUAAGAAAAACAAACUCACAUCUGCAGGAAUUGAUGCCAACGCCUUUAAGGGAUUGAAGACGCUGAGGCGCCUUUAUCUGGAUGGAAACCUUCUAGAGACUGUCCCCUCAAAUCUUCCUUCCACCCUGCAAGAGCUGAAGAUCAGUGAAAACAGACUGCAGAGGAUUCAUAAAAAUGACUUUCGAGAUUUGGGCGAUCUUGUAAUUCUGGAGCUGGAAGGAAAUCUGCUGAGCGAGAGUAAUGUUGAUCCUCAGGGCUUCUCUCCACUCACCCAACUCUCCUACCUCAGAUUGGGACGAAACCACUUCCGCACAGUACCACAGGGGCUUCCUGGUUCACUGCUGGAGCUUUAUCUGGAGAACAACCUCAUAGAGGAAAUCUCAGAAACAGUCUUCAAUCAAACCCACAUGCUGAAUGUCAUUUCUCUGAGACACAACAGGCUGGAUGAGACCAAGAUCGCCCCGCUGGCCUGGAUCCAGCACAGAAAUAUUGAAUCCAUUGACCUAUCUCACAAUGACUUUUACCUGGUUCCAUCCUAUCUACCCAAAUCUCUGGUGCACCUAGUGCUGGUGAGAAAUAACAUUGAGAGGAUACCUGGUUAUGUCUUCGCCCACAUGGACCCUGGACUGGAGUACCUCUAUCUCUCCUUCAACAAACUUGAUGGGGAGGGAAUUGAACCGGAGUCCUUUUUUGGGGCCUACCACUCCAUGGUAGAGCUUUGUCUCGACCACAACCAGCUGGAGUCUGUUCCAUCGGGCAUCAACGAGAUGACCAACUUACACUUCCUCAGACUCAACAACAACAAAAUACGGAGCAUUCCUGACGAAAGCAUCUGCGACCCCGGCCACAGCGGAGACUCCACUCUGGCGGCUGUGCAUCUGGACUACAACUACAUCGAUCCACUGAAGAUUUCGCCCACAGCUUUCUCAUGUGUUCGCUCUUCUUCAAGUGUUGUCUUAAAACCCCAGAAAACAAAGUGACCCACAUAAGAUGCUUUGAAACCUUGAUGAAAAAGGCACGACACACAAAAUAAUGAAACAAAAUCACCCGAAGUAUGAUAGUCCAUGUGCAUAGAAAACAAUCACUCCUUAAAAUAGUAAUAACAAUAUUGCCUUUUUAUGAACCUUACCACAUGUCUUUCACAUCCUGAACUUGGAGACAAAGUUCUUGCUGAUCAUUGCCCUGUUUAUUUGAUGUGUAUAUAUUUAUGCUGAGAAGGAAACCAUAUUUGAACUGUGUUAGUGAAGAUAAUUCAAUAUUUUGGUGCUUUCUGUUGACUAUAAAGGAAAAUACGCCUUGAAGUACAAAUUUAACUUUUUAGGAAAUUGAGAUGACAGAACGUAUAUUGCAAAAAAGGCAUUUACAUCAAUGAAUCACAAAAGAAUGCAGGAGAAUAUUUAAAUGCUUCAUAACAUCAUUUUUUUAAAGUAGAGUAGGCAUAGCAAAUACACAUUGCAGGCCCCACCACUCGAAGGAUAGAUUAUUCACAGGCUUCUUUCCGUCAGGCAGUUUAUAUAUUUCACAAGAGCUCAUCAAAUGCUGUGCUAAAUGAAUCAUAGUAACUACAAAAGUACAGCUCAAUGGAUCUGUCCCUCCCAGCGCAUAAAAAAACCCCAGCAAAACAAAGACAAUAAACUAUAGAUGAAGAGCUUUACAUCGAUUUAUGAUAUCACAGUCUGACCACUA
Synchiropus splendidus (mandarinfish) is the source of this 3120-nucleotide messenger RNA. RefSeq names its product extracellular matrix protein 2, female organ and adipocyte specific (gene ecm2). NCBI's taxonomy places the organism in Eukaryota, Metazoa, Chordata, Actinopteri, Syngnathiformes, Callionymidae. Gene Ontology annotation, biological process: extracellular matrix organization; positive regulation of cell-substrate adhesion. The record is from RefSeq and is a predicted model, not a curated record. Gene Ontology annotation, molecular function: heparin binding; collagen V binding; protein binding. Bases 156 to 2414 code for a protein of 752 amino acids. The transcript is spliced from 12 exons. Gene Ontology annotation, cellular component: extracellular matrix.